Trichobilharzia regenti is the source of this 2643-nucleotide messenger RNA. Lineage: Eukaryota; Metazoa; Platyhelminthes; Trematoda; Strigeidida; Schistosomatidae. The record is from the annotation of a GenBank genome assembly.
AUGGACUGUUGUUGUACAUAUAAACUACAACUAGACAAACUGAAUGCCAUACUUGAUAAACAAACUGGUUGUACAAUUAAUUUAACUGAAAUGGCGAAUGAUGCAGGAGACUUUUUCACGUAUACUGAAGAGGAGGAACAUUUGAAAUCGUUUUUUCAUCUAUUUUCUCUACUCACCCAGAAGAUCAAAAAACUGGCAUCAGUUUCAUCAAGUGAAGAAAGGUACAUCAAAUAUCAAAACCACAAUAAGAACGAAUUUAUAGAUGGAAUGGAUACUACAAGACACGAUUGUGACGGAAAUUUCGUUAAUAUAUGGAGUGACAUUCAUUUAUUUAAUCAAUGUCUUAGUGAACAAAUUCAGUAUGCACGCAAUUAUACAAUGGCAUAUCACUCAUUACAUGAACUACGCAGUGCAAUACAUUCAUGGUCAAAUGAAAUGAUGAUUAACUGGAGAGAAAGGGAGUUUUCAGGGACAUAUGAAGAAGCAUUGGAAAUAUCUGGUUUAAUACAGAAUACUCGUAAUCAUUAUUUAUCGUGUUGGUAUAAAACUGAUCAACUGGUCGGAAUACAAUCACAAAUAGUUUCACUUUCUCUGGGUUCUAAAUUUCCACCAGAAAAGUCUAAACUACUGUGCAAUUGUCAGUUACAUGAAAUAACGGUAACGCCAGAAGAUGAAAUUUACCCUCAGAAAAGGCUAAGUAAUACAAGGUGGCUCAGCGACAUUGCGGUAAACCAUGACGAGGGUUGUUCUACUUCACAGGCGAACUGGAAGUCACCAAUUCAGUUGAAUACUACUACUACUAAUUCCGUCUCUGCUGCUGCUACUUUCACUACUGACAAAAAUAAGAAGCCAACAUUUUUCUGUCGCUUAUUCAACAAACAAAAAUCAAAACAGAAAAUCAAUUCGAAUAAUCAGAAAGCGAGUCAUGCAACAAGAAAGCAUUCUAAAUGGUUAAAACAAGUAAAUAUGCCGGAACUUUGUAUGCUAUCCGCUGAAACAGAUGAGAAAUUUCAAAGUUCUCUGUAUGAAGUGCAAUGCACACUAUAUGAUACAUGGUUAUUUGAUGACAGUAUAAUUGAAAAGGUUCUAUUAAAGUUUCUCACGAAGGUGUUCGCUCUGUGGAAUACGCUAAAUGUGCAAACGUAUUUCCUUUUACAGUUUAUUAAAUGUAUGCCUGUUAAAUGGUGUGAAAACCAACAGGAUUUGUACUCCUUUUUAAUCAUCACUGAAGAUUUAUUCUCAGUGAAAGUGGAGUCAACAUCAGAAUUUCAAGAAUUUUUGCAUGAAACGCGUUUACUGCGGUUGGCGCUGAUUGAUUUGUCUAAUGCUGGUUCAGGUCAACAGUAUAACUCUGUGGACAGCUCGUGUGAAUACUCUGGACCAGCCAAAUGUACUAAAGAUAUGGAAACAUUUUAUUAUCAGGAGAGAGAAGUUGAAAGUUUAAUUCAUGAAUAUUGUAUAUUUAAACAAGUGUGCAAUCUUUAUGAAUCCCAAAUACUAGAGAACAAAAGUGUAGCGAUAUCUCCCCAAUCACGUGAAACAAAAUGUAGCUUACAUAAUGUACUGAGACCAGUAUCAGGAGAAUUAAUCUGGAAAUCUCUAAGCGGAUACAUUAACAACUCAGUACAGAAUACAAAUUUUAUGAAAACAUCAUUCUCUUCAUCUUUAUUCAGACGAAGUUCACAAUAUUUCAGAAGAUUUGAAUCGGAUGGAUCAUUUGUGGAAAAGAAAUUGGAUUUGAAUAACAAUACAAGAAUAAAAUCACCUAAUUCAGAAAUCAACCUCGCUGGAAAUAAUAUAUGGAGAAAUUCUGAGUUGUUUCCAUUUGAGAAGGCGUCAAGCUCUGCAGUGAAUUCAAGUGGUAAAAGUUUGAACAAGACAACUUUAACAAUUAGAAUUAAUCAACCAAGAAGAAGAAAUAAGUUUAAAUCGAUCAGCUCAGACAUUAUAUCUAAUACGGACAGUUUCAACUUGGUAAAAGAACAUGCAGAGAACAAUCAAUCUAUAAUAAACAAUUCAACAGUGAUUGACAGAAGUAAUCGUUCAGAAGUUGAUAUUCCAAACUCAGUUCUCAGAAAAAAUUACACAGAUGAUGACAAAAGUGAUACUUUACUGAGUGACACUUCUAUUUCUUCAUCAAAAGAAUGUGUUUCAUCUCUGUUCUCAUUUCAUCAAAUCCAAUAUCCAAGAGACUACUGUGAAUCAGCAAUGAGUGACAUAAAUUCUACAGAAUCAACAACACUGGACUCAUUAGUAAAUUCAAGUUCAGAAACAAUAGCGGUCGACAGACAUGUGCAAGGAAAUAAUAAGGUUAGAGUAGCAAAUAAUAAUUAUUUUGCAGAAGAAAAUGUCCUGGUAGAAAGUGAAACAACCAAUCAGAUGCCAGAUAUGAAAGUCAGAAAUGUUGAAAUAACCCAUAGUACUUCACGAGGUGGAAAUGGAACUAAGAGUUCAUAGUUAUAAUCUGUUAGCGGAGUAUAAUAAUUAUCUUUUGCCAAUUAUUUAUUGGAACACUGCUGUAAUGUUUCUAUUCCGGCUUAUUUUGACUUUCAUUUAUAUGGCAGACCUCUAGUUAUGUUGGAUAAUUGAUAAGAUGUUUACGGACUGCAUUUCAUGUUUUUGGAUAUUUCAUCCUUAAUUUGC